Exophiala spinifera is the source of this 1275-nucleotide messenger RNA. RefSeq lists its product as uncharacterized. The record is from RefSeq and is a predicted model, not a curated record. Lineage: Eukaryota; Fungi; Ascomycota; Eurotiomycetes; Chaetothyriales; Herpotrichiellaceae. The transcript has 2 exons. Gene Ontology annotation, cellular component: inositol phosphoceramide synthase complex. The coding region runs from base 1 to 1275 and encodes 424 amino acids. Gene Ontology annotation, molecular function: inositol phosphoceramide synthase activity. Gene Ontology annotation, biological process: sphingolipid biosynthetic process; inositol phosphoceramide metabolic process.
AUGCAGUCCUCUCUUUCGUCCUGGAAGGACACGGCGCUCUCCAAAAAACACAUCCAGCUGCCAUGGCGGUCGAUACAGAUCCUCGUUCCUCAUAGACUGCGGCGCAAGCUGCGGUCGAAGCUACGCAACCGACAGUCGCCCGCCUCGUCCUUUGCCAAUCUCCAGACGUCCUGUUCUCCUGCCGACACGUUAAGAGCACUCCAGAAUCACAAGUGGACCAUUUACGAUGCGCAGUGGUUGUUCCUGGCCUUCAUCGGGAUCUUUUCCCUGAGCAUCAUUGAGUCGCCGGGCCCUCUGGUCAAGACGGCGGUGGCCACGCUCUUGCUCACCUCCCUGGUGUUUCCCAUCACUCGACAAUUUUUCCGACCCUUCAUGCCCAUUGCCGCAUACCUCAUCUUCUUUUACGCCUGCAGGUUCAUCCCCGCCGAAUGGAGGCCUCCGAUCUGGGUUAAGGUCCUGCCUGCGCUCGAAAACAUCCUCUACGGCGCCAACCUCAGCAACAUCCUUUCCGCCCACAAAAGCACCGCCCUGGAUCUGUUGGCGUGGUUCCCGUACGGCCUGGGCCACUUCGGGGCUCCUUUCGUGUGCUCGGCCAUCAUGUUCGUAUACGGACCGCCCACCACGGUGCCUGUUUUUGGGUUCGCCUUCGGAUACAUGAACCUCUUUGGCGUCAUCACACAAGUCUUGUUUCCUUGUUCCCCGCCGUGGUACGAGAACAUGUACGGCUUGGCCCCGGCGAACUACUCGAUGAAAGGCUCGCCCGCCGGCCUGGCACGUAUCGACGCACUGCUGGGGUUCGACAUGUACACGUCCGGGUUCACCGCUUCGCCCAUGGUGUUUGGGGCGUUCCCGUCCCUUCACGCGGCCACGUCGACCCUCGAGGCCCUCUUCAUGAGCCACGUUUUCCCGCAGCUCACCCCCCUGUUCGCGUUCUACGCCAUGUGGCUCUGGUGGGCGACCAUGUACCUGUCACACCACUACGCAGUCGACCUAGUCGCGGGCAGCAUGCUCGCGGGUGUCAUCUUCUACUUUGCGAAGGCGAAGUUCCUGCCUCGCCUGCAACCGGACAAGAAAUACCGCUGGGAUUACGACUACGUCGAAAUCGGCGAGGAGCAGAGCGACUACGGAUACAGCCUGGCCGGCCUCAACGGCGGCCAUCCCGACAGCGACGAAUGGACGAUUGGUUCCUCGUCUUCCGUCUCAUCCGGCUCCCUCAGCCCGGUCGAAGAAAGCCAGAACCUUUGGACCGAGGCCUACUCCAACCGCGAACGAUAA